Molecule: messenger RNA, 2165 nt
Organism: Neofelis nebulosa (Clouded leopard)
Lineage: Eukaryota; Metazoa; Chordata; Mammalia; Carnivora; Felidae
Gene: MRPS15
Product: mitochondrial ribosomal protein S15
Exons: 8
Coding region: 1367-2146 (259 amino acids)
Biological process (GO): translation
Cellular component (GO): ribosome
Molecular function (GO): structural constituent of ribosome
Source: RefSeq, a predicted model, not a curated record
AUUAAACCAGAAUGUGAAACACAUGUGCAUCACCAGCAAUCCCCUAAAGAGCUUGAAAAGACAGAAAGAAGUCUUACCCUUGUAUAUAGUCAGGUGGAUACAGAUUAUUGCAUACAUUUUCUUAAGAUAAACAGUAACUUGUCCUCAAUGACACCAUCUGUCUUUGUCACACAAAGUUCAUCCUAAAUUCUCCUGGUAAAUGGGGUAGCCACGCAAGUUUACUAAUUGUCUUUACCCAAAAGAAAACUAAAUUUCUCAUAUCUUUAUGAGAAGAGUCAGGUUUGCAACUCAGAGGCAGGCAGAAACUGGGAGACAGGGCCACUGCCUCCCUUAAUGAUUACAUUUCAAGAGAUGGCUCCCAGAUCCUUGAGAAAAACAUGUUGAAAAACUGGCAAGAGGCUUAUUUAGCUUUUAAAAAGAUUUACGAGUGCCUCAAAAGGGCAGAGAAAGAAUUUACACUUACAAGUUUUCAAAAGUAAAUGCUUUAAGCAAAGUGAAGGGGAGAAGAGCUUUCUCCCUCUUUGCACCAGGGAGGAUUAAAAUUUUAUUUUUGUGUCAUCAAAAAUUUAUUUUCCCUACUUUUAAUUUGUAGUUGUCCUUACACCCCUCAUUUCACCAAUAUUAACACAGCAAAUAUUUAUCAAAUGCCUACUAUAUAGCGGGUCCUUGGCACACAACUGCCUCAGGUAAUCCUCCAACAAUGUAAAAAACGGAUACUGUUAUUACCAUUCCCAUGUGAUGAAUAAGUACACCGUGACCCAGAAAGGUGGAGUGACUUGCCCACAGGAUCAUACAGUGAGUAAAUACUGAUGAGUAAAAUGAGCUAUGAUUUCAGCCCAGGACUGUCCCAUUCCAAAAUCAACGACCUGCAUCACGAGGCUUACCAGGCUGCCCGAGAGGAGGCUGGAACCCAGUAGUUCUUAGGGGGCCUCGUCGUGGAAUACAGGAGGAGAGGAGGUGGAAACACUAGGCUGGGGGAGAAGAAUAUGGCAGCCCCCACGGGAGCCUGCAAAAUGACCGGAGCCCAAGGCCAAGUACAUAGAGUGGGAUUAAGAGCGGGAUGCCCAAGGGGGAAAAUGGCAUCUUAGAAUUUACACAGCACCGCACACCACUGACCAGGCCCGCAAUCACCCAGCCCCCAGCCCCGCACGGCUGCUAACCGGACCUCUCCCCUGGACCCAAUCGCGCCGCACCCAAAGGGUCUUGCCUUUCCCAUCCAUUCUCUCGGUCUUCAUCUGCUCCGGUCUCGCAACUGCACUCCAUUGGUCGAGCCUGAGCCAGCAUGGCGGCGCCCUUGUAACGCGGUCCGUGCCGCAAAAGGGACGGCGGCGGCCCUGGCGCCGGCCCCGCGGGGUCACAAGUCGGCAUGCUGAGAACAGCGUGGAGGGCGCUGAGGUCGCUUCCGACCCAGGCAGUGGCCCAGGCUCCAGUCCGCGGGCUGCCGGGCGGAGCGUGCGCCAGGCCUCCCUUCCGCCAGUGGGGCCUUCCCUCCCCUCCUGGAGGUGUUAUCCUUCCGGCCGUUCGCGGAUAUGCCAUCCAGAAACCAGUCCAGCGCAGCCAAGAAGAUGACCCGCCCCCUUCCACGCUGCUCAAAGACUACCAGAACAUUCCCGGAAUUGAGAAGUUUGACGAUGUUGUAAGAAGACUCUUGUCUUUGGAAAUGGCCAGCCAGAAGGAGAAGCUAAAAGUCAAGCAAGAGCAGUUGAUGAAGAAGAUUGUGGCAAACCCUGAGGACACCAGCUCCCUGGAGGCUCGAAUUGUUGCUUUGACCGUCAAGAUCCGCAAUUAUGAAGAACACAUGCAGAAACACCGAAAGGACAAAACCCAUAAACGCUAUCUGCUGAUGAGCAUCGACCAGAGGAACAAGAUGCUCAAAAACCUCCGUAAGACCAACUAUAGUGUCUUUGAGAAGAUCUGCAAGGAGCUGGGGAUUGAGUACACCUUCCCUCCUCCAUACCACCGGAAAGCCCACCACCGCUGGGCGACCAAGAAGGCACUGUGCAUUCGGGUUUUCCAGGAGGUGCAGAAGCUGAAGAAGCAAAAGAGGGCCUUAAAAGCUGCAGCAGCGGCAGCCCGGAAACAAGGCCAGAAGAACCCGGAGAGCCCUUCCAGAGCUGGACCAGAAGCAAUCAAAGAAAACCAAUAAAUUGUAUUAGAGUUCUGUC